AGGUAAUUUUUCAUAAAUGAAGUGUUAUCUUUAUGGCAGUAAAGUCUCAUGGAAGCAGAAUCGAAUCUAAAUCGAGCCGGUGACAAAGACACGCGACAAUAUAAAGGAAAUGCGGUGGCAGAAGAGGAACUGAAGCCACUUUUCAAUUCUACUGCAAAUCCAAACGAAGGAAAACCGGUAGAACGAAUCGCUGCAUCCGAAAUCAAUUCUCAACAAGACUCUCCUCGACUCUUACUUCGACGAAAUGAUGGUAAUUUAGCCCUUUCGAUUCGUGCUCACUCGCCCAAUUCCAGCCCCGUGCAAAGACGUCAUAAGAAUCCCGAGGCAAAAGAAGACGAAAUAUCCAAUAAUAGGAUAGACAAUGUUUCCAUCAACUUGAGUGACUCUCAGAUUUUAUUUAAUCACGAACAACCGUCAUCUCCUUCGAAAUCUCCUUCACCCGAAAGACCUAACCUUCGACCCAGAAGAAAUAUGAGUGAUGUCACAAUAGAACUUAGUUCUAUUAAAUCAAAUACACCAGUCCCCUCUCUCAACGAAGGAAAAGACGACGACGAACAAAUUCUAGAAACAUUAAGGGUAGUGAUAAGAAAAUGUACGAACCCAGAAGCCAGCAAAAGACCAACUUCGGACGAAAUCGGCAAUCUCUUUAAUUCCUUCCUCAAAUGACCAUCGACUAUAUUUAUAUUGUUUCUCUUCUCGUCAGGAAUGAAGAUAUUGUCUCUUCAUUAUUCAUUUUCUUCAUACGUGACAAUAAAACUUCGUCAUUGAACAAAGUUCGAUAAACCUUUUAUAUAAACAACGACUGUAAAUUUAAAAUAACAGACUUAGAUUUAUUUCUUAACUGAAAUAAACGCUUUUAUAGAAUAAAAUAUUAUAGAUAAAAACCGCUCCAAAACUGUAAUAUAAUGUUAAUUAAUUAAGAAUAUCCUCAUUGGAAACAAUGAAACAUAUUUAAGUUACUAAAUAAUUUUAUACAAAAAAAUUAUGUAAAUAAACUCUAAAAGAUUGAAAUUUUAA
Messenger RNA from Centruroides sculpturatus (bark scorpion), 1017 nucleotides. RefSeq lists its product as uncharacterized. NCBI's taxonomy places the organism in Eukaryota, Metazoa, Arthropoda, Arachnida, Scorpiones, Buthidae. The coding region runs from base 49 to 666 and encodes 205 amino acids. The record is from RefSeq and is a predicted model, not a curated record. The transcript is spliced from 5 exons.